Messenger RNA from Symbiodinium sp. CCMP2456, 1251 nucleotides. NCBI's taxonomy places the organism in Eukaryota, Dinophyceae, Suessiales, Symbiodiniaceae. The record is from the annotation of a GenBank genome assembly.
AUGUUGCUGGAUGCGUUUCUGCACCCUUCCAACCAAUUUGCGUAUAUCCAAUUCAGACUGCAAGGUAAGCGCCCUGAUGGUGCGGGGUUCACUGUCGGGAAGAAGCAGGUCCUUUUUGCCAGAAACGUCACGUGGAACUGCUUUUGGGUCUCACCCGAAAACCCCUCACGCCUGCUGCACACGGCAGCAGAUUCGAACUGGCAAGACCGAACAAACAAGGGACGAGGAGAUGACUUCUACCAGUUAAUCGUGGCGAAGUGCGAUGCUGGUAACGUGGCUGCCGGCAGGCUUGAGAAACCUUUGCUGAUGAACAUCACUGCGACAGCUUCGGGCAAGAUUCUGGCACAUUGGGGGAAGAUUCGGGUAUGUCAUGAGCCACUUUCCCCGACUCCGAUUCGCUCGCUCGUCUGCACCGGAACCCUGAGAACAGGAAGCAAUCCGCACUCUGGAGUCGUGUGCGAGCCGAGAAGCAUGGGCCCGUACAUCAAGAAUUGGGUGGAAUACAGCCUGUUCAUCGGCUUCGACAUGGUCUUGAUGUACCUGGAGGACAAGGACUUCUCCCCGAUCGAAGAUAUGCUCUGGCCCUACAUCGACUCCAACAAAUUGGUCCUGUUCAGAUCAUAUCUCGAAGGUAUCACCGGCCAUGGAUGGAGCCCUAUGCUGCUCUACGAGGAGAAUCACUGCUUGUGGAGAGCGAAAGGUUUGGCAAGGUAUGUUGCACACAACGACGUGGACGAGUGGGUGGAUUUGAGUCCCCAGCAUCCUAAUAUCAACACCUACAUGGAUCGGACUAUCGGGAGCCACGACUACAGGGCGAUAUCCAUUCCGGAGAGCCGAUGGAUCGUUCCGGGCCCGAAAGGGUCACGAGGUGCGUAUGACUUUGGCAUCUACCCCUGUGAUGAGAUAUGUACCAGUCUCGAAGGUGGCAGGAACAAGUUGCUGAUGGACACGGAGCGUGUUGAUGGUUACCAGGUACAUGUCAUCUUGGUACCUGUUCAGAACGACACGACCGUCAGGACGCCUCCAAGGGAUGAGAUAAGACUGGUGCAUCUUCGGCUGGCACACCUCACUAAUACUCCGGCAGGUUCGGUCGUCUGCCCCGAGAAUUUCCCUGGCCCGAUGAUGAAUUCCACUUUCGCCAGAUUCGUAAGAGACAGGUGCCGGAUGAUUUUGCCGAAACUGCCCAAGUACAGUGAGCAACCACCAUUUUGGCGCCGGCGACGGCAGGAGCGCAUGCUCCUCGGCCCGUGA